AUGUCGACUUUCAUCCCCAGACUUGUUUCUUCUGAGUUGCUUUCCAAUUUCACGGCACUCAUCAACUCAGUUCCAGGCCUUCGCUCUGAUAACACUCGUGACUUGCCGAACUCGUACAAUUGGGCAUCAGAUUUCCCAGGUCGUUCUGCCUUGAAAUUUGCUCAAGGAGCAUUGGAUCUCAAGAAGUCCAACCUGUCGCAUAGCGACACAGUCUACAGGUCUAGGGGCAGUACGAUUUCCUGCUCUGUUCUAAACAUCCUCAAUUAUAUGAGGCAUCACGGGAAAGGAGGUGAUUAUGUUGCAAACGGACGAAAUAAGGUCAUAGCGUUGGCAAUUGGACCAGGGGUGAUAUUGGAGAUGGCGGUUCUGCACAAAGCCUCCACAGCGGACCUGCGAUAUGCGGCACAUUGCUGGGAGUGGUGA
This is a messenger RNA of Aspergillus oryzae RIB40, 423 nucleotides long. RefSeq lists its product as uncharacterized. The coding region runs from base 1 to 423 and encodes 140 amino acids. Lineage: Eukaryota; Fungi; Ascomycota; Eurotiomycetes; Eurotiales; Aspergillaceae. The transcript has a single exon. The record is from RefSeq and is a predicted model, not a curated record. Gene Ontology annotation, molecular function: acyltransferase activity.